AUGGUUCUCCCUCAUUGCAUCAUCGCAAUUCUUCUCAGGACCAGCGGUAUUUUCAGUUCACAGCAACUGGUGGUAAUUGGCAACCCCAAUGGUAGGGGUCUUACUACCCUACACUACGAUUACGGAAAAAAAGUUUUUCCUACGCUCCGCAAUAAAAGAAUAUACGUGGCACCGAAUCGCAAUCCAAAAACUGGCAUUUCCGUUACGAUUUACUGCUCUAAAAUCUACAAUGAUAAAGAAAUAAUGUCUGUGGUUACAAAGAAACUGAUUCCGACCAAGUCCUCCAGAGUUGACAAUGACGCAGCUAUGGCCAAAAAAUGUGCAGCUUAUUUAACCAAUCAAGAUAGUCUAAGUAAGAGCGCUCCUGGAAGAAGAUUGGUCCUGAAGAUGUCGGAUGUUUUGAACGCAAAUAUGUGUGAUAUACGCCACAUAGGGCGCUUUGCUGGAGAGAAUUUAGUUUUAUUAACAGGAAAAAACAGUUGCAUAUCCCCGAGCCGAACUCACAUACCUCUUUCUAUUGAUAUGGAUGGGGAGGUUCAGGUGAAAGAAUUACUAUACAAGGGCCAAGCAAUUAUGGGCCCACAAGGUGUGGGCGUAAGAAUGGCAAUGGGUUUGUACCUGGAAGAACUACACCUCUUCACACUAGGAGGUAGCGCAAAUCCAACUUGGAGUUUUGUCACAAGUCCCUUACAUGAAUUAAAUUCUGGUAACGGGCUCAAAAUCUUCAAAUUCAUCUUUGCAGAAGGUGGCGAAUUCGACGCCUUCAGGGACUUGGUUAACCGGAAUGAUCCAGGUACCUUCUCUAGUCUUGCGGAUGCUAAAAGCCAAGGGUCGAAAGUUAUACUUCAAAAAACAAACAGCGCAAUAGCCAGUCAAAGACAAAGUGCGAAUAAAAAUUUUGACGUUGAAGUAAUACGUGGAAAGUUAAGCUGCCCAAGUACUUCUAUAAGAGGUGGCAAACUCGAUAGAAGCAGUCUAUAA
This is a messenger RNA of Blumeria graminis f. sp. triticale, 981 nucleotides long. The record is from the annotation of a GenBank genome assembly. NCBI's taxonomy places the organism in Eukaryota, Fungi, Ascomycota, Leotiomycetes, Helotiales, Erysiphaceae.